AUGUUCCGAGGACCGCCCGCACAUGUCCCGCUCCCGCAGAGGUCCAUUAAUCGAGGCUAUCAGGUUGGUUUUCUCGACAAAAAUUGUGGAUUUUUUUUAGAGUUAUCAUAAAAAAAUAGGUCAGAAGACUCCUAGCUUUCAAUGCGAAAUGACAGAAUAAACAUUUAAACAAGAGCAUUUCUGAAAUAGCAUUAAAAAAAUAAAAUAGUUUUUUUGAAUUCAUUUAAAAUUUGUCCAAUUUCCAGCUUUUUGUGUCUCGGUUUUAUUUCUUGUACAGUUUAGAAGUAAUAUCUUCCUUUUUUUUUAACGAGAAAAAAAUAUUUUUUUGCAAGAAAUUUGAAGUUUGCGCGUGAAAUUUGAGCUGAUGGUGUAGGCAACGAGACGCAAAGUCACAUACGAGAAACUUUUUUUUCAAUUUUUAGGGAUUUUUUUAGUUUUUUUGUAUGAUUCUGUACUUAUUUAUUCAAUUUGAUAUCGAAUGGUGGAAAAUUUUUAGAGAUUCGACGUUUUUUUAAACUGUGGAACUUUAUUUUUUUUAGCGUUUUUUUCUUUGAUUAUGCAUUUCGACGGUGCCUUUCAAUAUUGAAACAAAAACUAGUCUCGUUUUUUUGAAUAUGCGUUUAUAUUCAGUUUAGUUUUUUUCUCAGUUUCAAUAACUUUAUUAUUUUUAGCCGCCACCUAAACCGAUAACUUUCAAUCCGCCAAGAAGUCAUCCAAGUUCAGCGCCGGCACGUCCGUUCAAUGGCAAAAUUCAACAGGAGUUCGUUUUUCAUUUGUUUUUUUCAUCUGUUGAUUAGAAUAAGAGUUCAAAAGUACAACCAUAAUCUAGAGAUGUCUUCAAAAGUAUUAUCUGGAACAGAAAACACUUUGUUUUUUCAGACCAUACAAGCCAAUUUCACCGUCAUUCGCUAGGCCAUCGAUCAAUAUUGAUCAUAGAUCUCGUCAUGUUCAGGUUACGAUUAAAUUAUAGCUGAUCCGCAGCUGACUUGAGCCAUCGAGAAAUGGGUCCUGACACGAUAAGAAAAGAGAUAGUGCCUGGUUGGUGGAGAGCCCAGACAGGCCACGCCCUCUUUGUGUCCCGAGCUGAAUCGGAUUGAUUAUAUGUGACUUUGAUAGCAAAGAAAUUUUUGCAUAGAAAGGAAGAUUUUUUGAAUUUUUAUACUGGAAAAAGUGAGCCUUUUCAUCAAACUAGUCACAACCCGCGUUCAAUAAAUCGCGUCAAAGUUCUAAAAAUUCAAAUUACCCUUCAUGUGCCUUUAAACUUCAAAAAAGUCGCUAUGCUCCUUUAAUAACGACGUUCAGACCCCUCAAAACUGGCAGCUGCAGCAGCUCCAUCAGCAGCACCCACAGCGUUUCCAACAACCCCAACUGACGCGCGACGCUUUCGCUCCAAGACCCGGCCAUUUCAGGCUGCCUACCGUAACCGCGCCGACUCGCACAGUUUUCCAGGUGAGACCCGAUUUUUUUCAAAGUUUUGAACGGGAAGGGUUUUGUCUCUGAGCACUGCACCAUUCUUUUCACAGUCUGUCUUUUUAAAGUUUCUUUUCCUAAAUCCACCAAAAUUGGGGUAACUUGCACGGGGGCCUAUUUAAACGAGUUUUUAGCCGCCGAGCACAGAUGUUCGACGCCUGAGGCCGCAGAUUCAAGUCAAUCCCGCUAAAUUUGAAGUAAAUUUGAUGGGGGAAUGAUUGAAUGAUUUUUGAGGUUCUGGCUUUUCUGAUUGGAUAGGAAAUCGGAGAAAUGGAAUAAAAUGAAAUUUUGGCCGGUUUUUUUCAAAAGUUUCCUGGGAAAAUUUUAAUGGCCUUUAUAGAGGCUCGCCAAGAACUACUUGGAGAGGACACUAAAGUGGUCACUAAACCCACCUCUGUUGUGGCCACUAUUUUCCGUUUUAGUGGCCACUUCAGUAGUUUUUCAUCCAGUAUUCCUUCCAGUGACUCUGAUAAUUUUGACAACCCCUUAAGUGGUCACUAGUUUGACCACCAUAGUGGCCACUGAAGCGUCAAAACCCUGUAGUGGCCCCUCAGUUUCCAAUGUGCUAUGUUCGAUAUAGCCACGGCUUGCUUGAGACACUAAGGGGCGUGGCCUGUCUGCUUUCUCCUCGAAUCAUGUACUUUUUCUUUUUUUUCAUCGUUUCGGGACCUUUUUUGAUCUAGCAGUGAACCAGCUAUGCAGAUAAUGUAGACAAAAUUCUUAGAAAAAAAUAUAGAGAUUCCAGCACUACCCCUCACUUUCGUUAACUCGAAGAAUCUGUAUUUUUAGGGACCAGUUGACCCGGUCAACAAUAUAAUCAUCCAUCUUUAUCUCAACGCCAAGGACAAGCAAUCUCAUACGGAACUUCGAGCCCCUCCCGUCCGUGGCGUUUUCGGAAUCGGGACUUCUCAUGGGUUCGUUUUGAAGGCGAAUUGGCGGGUCGUCCUGGGGCCGACCCGCGAAAUAUUGUCAAAAGAGCCUUCACCCAUUUCCCACAGUUUUACUACUGUUCACCAGUUUUGUUCGAAGAAAAUUCCCAUGAAAGAACACUUGAGAUAACUGCCACACGAAAUCUCAAAAUGCGAUGUGUUUUUCUCGAAAACUAGACAGUUCUGCAGGCCGAUACAUUCAGAAUCUUUAUUUAAUUCUUGAAUGAGUGUUCUGGCCGAUUUUCAAGGACUUCCCAAACUCAGAGUUUUAAUGAACUUGCGUUAGUGAAUGGCGCUCCAGAUCGCUUCAAAAAAGGGGCGUGGCCUGAUCUCGCAAAUCCCGCCCCCAGGCAGUGGCUCUUGGAAAUUUACUCUCCAUUUUUUGACGCUUUAUUUAAAUAUUUGUUCUCCUGCUUGAGACAUAUGUGAUUCUUCUUCUACAUAGAUUUUUUCGAACGGGAUCAAAAUUACUUAUGUAUUAUGAAUUUUCGCAUUGUCCUUUUUUUGAGAUUUAUUGAAAUUUCCAACAAAAAGGGAAUAAGAAAAAGAAUUCAAGCAUUUACCUGGAAAGUCUUUUCAUUAACCAUUCAGACAGUUAUACUCAUUUUUUGGAUUGAAAGUUAAGAAAAAUAAUUUUCAGAGGCCCUGGAACACAUACGGACCCGAUAAUAAUCACGAAAGACUUUGACCGAGACACUUUGGAGUUUGUUGAAUCGAAAAAGGCGGAUGUGAGUUUCAAGAGUGAAAGGCAAAGCUAUGAAAUUGAGAGAAAAAUGAAAAAUCCUCACAAGGGAACUUUUUUCCAACCUUUCAGGAACUUUCUGAAGACUGUCUUUUGAAACAUCAUGGGGGAAUGUCAGCUUAGAAAGAAAAACGGAGCUUGGAAAAUUUUAAGUGACCACUAUAGAGGCUCACCAAUGACUACUUGGAGAGGACACUAAAGUGGCCACUAUUUUCCGUUUUAGUGGCCACUUCAGUAGUUUUUCAUCCAGUAUUCCUUCCAGUAACUCUGAUAAUUUCAAAACAAACAUAUUGGACCAGUUAUGUUGAUCCAUUGACCUCUAAAGUGGCCACUAAAAUUUGUAGCGGUCUAAUAGUAGCCCUUAGACCACUAUAGUGGCCACUAGUUUUUAACCCCUUGAGUGGCCACUAAUUUGACUACUAUAGUGGCCACUAAAAUGUCAAAACCCUGGCUCAGAGACUCGUGAGGGCCUCAAGUGCCUUUUAUUUAUUUUUUUUCAGGCAAAUGUCAAUUUUUUUUUUCCUUCUUUUCUUUUGUACAUGUUAUUUUGUUCUGCCUGUAAAUAAAUAAUAUUAUAUAACCCUAUAGUGGCCACUAACAAGUUUCCCAGUACAGAGAAAGAUGUAGCAAAAAAAACUCUUCCUUUCUGACGGUACUGGAAUCUCCAGCUCCAUUUUUUUUUCGCUGAACUUUUCGGGUUCAGCAAAUGGUCGAGUCGGGACCAGCGAACAUUGUCGAAGUGAGGGCGAUGGUCAGUUCGCCGAAAACGAUGGAAAACAAGCUGAACAAGGCCGUCAAUACGGAGUUGAACAGGGCGAUUCCCGUCGUUCUCAAUAGGUUUUUUGGAUUUUUGAAUGUUUUCGAAGGCUUCAAGGGACACGUUUUAUAGUGAAAAUGGAUUUUAUCUAGAUAUUCAGUUGUUUAAAUUUCUCAAUUUCAUGUUCUACUUGAAAAAAAAUGUUUUUGAAAUGAGAUUCGUGAAAGUUUUAAUCGUUAUUAUUUGGGAGGUUAGCCUUGGUGAAAUGGCGAAGAGCCUCGUCUGUCAAGCUAAUGACCAAAGUUCCAAUCCCGAUCAGAGAGAAAGGAGUUUUGCCACGUUUUAUCAAUACAUAUUUUUAGUUUUAUAUCGCAUUUGAAAGAACUUGCGAGGAAAACAUUUUUCCUCAGAAUGAGAGGCGGCAGCACGACGGAUAUGGACGGAGAACUGAGAAAAGAGCUGGAAGAAGCUCUGGUCGAUGAGUUGGCCAAAAAUUUGGGCGAUACCAUCGAUAACACCGAAGUCACCGAGGAGGAUUUGAGCAAAUUGAUCGGUUUGUUUCGGGAAAAAAUUGGGUUUCUUCAAAAAAAUCAAGGCGGGUUUUAUGCUGUCUUCCCUUUUUCUCUUUUAAAAAGCACCCGUGGAGAGAAAUCAGUGAGCGAAAUUUUUUCUCGACAUCCUCUGAUCUCGGUAACGGAAACCGGACGCGCCUCGGAAGUUUCUGAGCGUCUCUAGGGAUCACUUAAGGGUGCUGAAGUCGCUAAAGAGGUCACCAGAAGCUCUCACAGACUUCUGGCUUGCGUCACCGAGAGCUUAGUAAUAGAAAAAUUGUUAAAAAUAUUAUAUCAAAAAUAAUUAAAUCAAUUUUGAAAUGAUAAUUACUUAAGUUGACCAGGAAAAAAACAAAAGAGAGGUCAAAUUUGGGCGAUUCUGAUCAAAAAUCAAGCUUUUUAGGAUCAUAGAAAAUCGAAAAAAAGCGCUUGAGAAUCAUAAUUUGAUUAUAUUGUCCAUGGAGCUAAUUUUGCGAUAAAUAAAGUCAUUUUUUUCCAUUUUUCGUCUUUAUAUCUGAGAAUAAAAUCAGUGGAAGAAUUGUUGAAAAGUUUCUAAGAGACCCAGAGAAAAAAGAUUUUUAAGUUCCGUUCCGAUUUCUGAAAGUAGAAGACUUAAACUCAAGUUUUCAAGAUUUUUUCCAUUAUUGAAAAACAAUUUUUCGCUUAUGGAAUCUUGAAGAUAAAUCUUACAUUUUUAUCAAAAGAAAAUUUGAUUAUUUUCAGAAGAAGGCUUCAAUGAAGUUAACGAACAGGAAACGACAACUACGAGGAGGUUUACGACGACUACAACGGCUAGAACUACUCAAAGGUGAACAUUUUGUAAUUAUUCAGAUGUUUGUGAAUAUUUUCUAUCAAUUUCUGAAAAAAAUUACAUAGUUUUUAGAUGUCAGUUUGCGGAUAAAGGUCCACUAAACGGAUUCUCUUUUUGUUUUUCUAAAAGGAAUUUCCCAAAACGAAAUUUAAAAGAAAAAUGCGACUUUUUUUAAAAUGGAAAUGAAGCUGAAAAAUUGUCUUAUGAGAAAAAGUUGAAUUUUGAAAAGGUUCAAUCGCUUUUAUCCGUAGAGCACAGAUGCCGCAAAGUUUUAGCCAUUUUUCUUAAGCUGUUGAGUAUUUAAAAGUCCUAAGAAUGCCUUAUCUAGUCUGUGUGCCACGACUUGAAAUUUCACCGAACGACAUUCCGAUGUUCCGCUGCGUGCGUUUGCGAAGCGUCUUUCGAAUCUAGGUCACGCUUUCAAUUGAUUUUUAUUGCUGUGGGAGCACAUGAAAGUAGAGUACCUUAAUAAAAGAAAAAAAAAUUAAAAGCGUGGGCAAGGUUCGCAAAGGCGUGCAGCGACACAGCGGAGUGUCGUUUGGGGAAAUUCCAAGUCGUGGUACACAGGCUAUAAAGUAAGGUAAAUUUUUCCCAAGUUAGUGGAAACCAGACUUUUUUUGACCAACCUGAAUCAAGCUCUGAGAUCAAGUAUUUUUAGACCCACCACAACCUCCACAACUCCAACAACUACAACAACUUCUACCACGACUCCAAGACCAACAACAACUACGAGAAGAACAACUACAACCUCUAGAACAACUACGACAACCGAACAGCCUCAAAAACCGGCUGAUUCUGAAGAAUAUAGUGAAGAAACGGCGGACAGCGAGGAGCCUUUCGAGAAUGUGGUGGGUCUCAAGUGGAAUUUUAAGAAGGAAAAAAUUAAUGAGGUGGCUUUGAAAGUGACAGCAGCAGAAGUCUGAACAGUUUGAAGAGGUAUCUAGUGGUGAAAAAUCGUUGGAAUUUUGAUAUAUUUUAUAAAAAAAGAUAAUUUUUUUCUAAAUUUUUCGCCGAAAAAUUAGUGGAAAAAAAUUUAAGGUAAGAAGUGGUUUUUCUAGAAUGGGAGUUGAAAAAAUGAUUGAAAAUAAGUUUGAGGAAGAAAAAAAAUGGUGAAAAAAGGAUAUUUCGACAGAAAAAUCCUCGAUUAUCCAUGGAGCGCGAUUGAUAGGCAAUGAUUUUAAUUGAGUUUUUUUGAGGUUUAUAAAUGAACUCAAAGUUUCUUUUGAUAUAAGACCGAACUGAAAUAAAAAAAUAUAGGAGAAAUCCAAUUUUUUUGGAUUAUCUGUGGGGCGCAAAAGCUUCAGAAGCGGGGCUUAUUUUUCAGAUAUUUAUAAAAUCAAGCCCUAUUGAUGAGAUUUCUAGUAGAAUAACUAGUAGUCAUUUUUCCUGAUUGUAUCAUUUUUAGAAGCCAUUUUCAGGCCCCUGAAUUUGAGCCAACCACUGAACAAACGCCGCCGCCACGGACUUGGCGAAUCACGACGACGACUCCGAAGAUAAUCAUCACUUCGGCGACGUCUAGAAUCGUCGCCACCACCACGACGACGUCAACCAGAAGGCCUACGACAACGUCGACAACGACUUCUGCGCCAGAAGUGACGCGGAAGACGACCAUGUGGCGGCCUUGGAUGACGUCAUCGACGUCGACGACGACGACACCCACGACGACGACCAGGAGAACGACUCCAGAAGCCGUCACGACCACCACAAAAGGUGAACUGAGGGAAAGAUUAGGUGGAGAUGCAGACAAAGUACCAGAUCGAACUUGAGUCGUAGUGAAAUGAUUAAGAUACUCAUUUAAAACUUAAGUUUGCCGGGUUUCAUCUCUAUUAGAAAGUAGAAAUGACGUCUUUUUUAUUUAAAUACAGAAAAAAGUUUCUCAUUGAGAGAAUUUGAUUCCAUAAGCAAAGUCGGAAUGGCUCCAUAGAAAUUUUCCUUUUUGCUGCCUUUUUGCGCCAUUUCAACGGUUAUUAUGCACCUAUUUUGCUGCCCCUUUUUUCCACAAUUUCUUGAGUCUUUAAAACCUCAGAAAAUGGAAGGCUCGAUAAAGAGAUCCUUUUUGAUGCCUUUUUGAGUUUUUUUUGUACCCUUUUUGCGGCCUUUUGACAGCCUUUUUGCAGCCUUUUUGCAGCCUUUCUGCGGCCUUUUUUGAGCCUUUCCCUUUCAGCUUAGGAACUUAGUCCGACCCUUUGAGUCAAUAAAUGCCUUGGUUGAAUGGUUUAGAGCCUUGUCAUUCGAAUUGAUGACCAAGGUUCGAAUCCUGAUCAGAGAGAAGAGGAUUUUUGCCAUUUUACGAAUUUUUCGAUAGGAUUUUUAAGCAAAUAAUGGAGGAAAAAAAUUCAAAGCCGAGAUUUUUAGUGUAUUUUUGUUGUAUUGAAGAUAGGGUCCUAUUCAUUUUCCCCUUUCUAUAGAAUUUGCAAAGUUCAUUUUAGCGUCCACGACACCCCCAACGACCCCCUACUACACUUCCGAACGGGCCACGACCAAAUAUGGAGAUAAUGGACAACAUAUUUUCAUUGUUCCCGGUUUCAAGCCGAAUAAGGUAUAUUUUCAAUGGGUUUUUAGUGGGAAAAAGGGUUGAGAAAAAAAGUGUAGAAUAUUUGCGCAAAAAAAUGGAUGAAAAACAUAGAUGUGAAGCUUUCAAAUCAUUCAACGCGUUUAAAAAAAUCAGUAGGUCUUCUUCGAUUUUUUUGAAAAAAAUGAGUUUGUGAUUUUCAUCUUACUUUUUAAUGGAAAAAUAACUAUUUUAGCUAAAAACUACAUUCAUGUUUCAGAAAAAAACCAUUUUUUUGAAAAAAAGAAAUCGAAACGUUAAUGUUGCUUAUCUCUUAUCCGCAGAAAUUAGAAUUAGAAAUUUUUUUCAACGAAAAAAAAUCUCGUACUGAAAUGAAAAAUAAAAAUAUUUCAAUAAAUUACUUGGGUUUUUGAAAAAUUUGCGAAAAAAGAAUAAAAAUCGCUCCGUGAAAUAUUUUUUACCUUCCAUAAUUGUAAGUUUUGAGAUUUAUAGUGUAAAAAUGGUGUUUGAAAUAAAGAUUUUCAAAAAAAAGUAAGGUAGAAAACGAAAAAAACAGCCACUGAAGGGGUUGAAAAAGUGGUCCCUAUAGAGGUAAAUUUAAGGGGUUCCUAUAGGGGUUUGGGGCCUGUUUCCUUAGCCCUUAAAGCUUAAGUGGCUCCUAUAGGGGUCACUUAACUUCAUUCAAAACGCUCAAUUAUUUAAUUUUUUGCAUGGAAACGCUUCUUCGCAUAGAGUACAUAAAAAUUAUCGACUUGAUUUCUCCCUAUAGGGACCACUUUUGCAAGCUUUGGAGGCCCCUAUAGAGGUUCGUAAAGUGGUCCCUAGAGGGUCCCUAAGAUUGCCCUAUAGGGACCACUCUGCAGUUCCUAAGUUCGUUUUUCAUUGGUUAAAAAUAAAAAUAACGAAAAUCCCUUAAAAACAUGAUGAAAAAUGAGAAAAGCAGACAUCUCCGUGCAAAUUUUAUGCUUGUCUGACGCUCUCUCCCUUUUCCGUACUCUCUCAUCGCUUCUCUGCUUGACUCAUCUCUCUUAUCACUGAUAAUGUAAUGUUCGCCAUGGGCAAAAUUUUUAGAAGUUUGAUUUUUCGGUCAAUUAUUUUAAGGUUAUGGAGAAGAAUUGAGAGGAGUUUGAUAGCUUGAUGGAUCGAGAAAAAAUUGGAGAAUCUGGGAAAUUUGUGGAAAAAAAUAUUUUCUUAAUUUUUGGGGGAAAAUUAAUAAUUCAUUUGUAAGUGUAGUAUGAUUAUAUUGAAAAAUUCGGGAAGAUAGUUUUCAAACGAUAUUUUCGAAAAAUAAAAGGGAAAAUUUAAUUUUUUGUGGGUUUCUAUUUAUUCUAUGAUUUAACCCUUUCUUGAUAUUUUCUGCCUGUCUGCGUCUCUCGGCUCCCUCACCGGCGAAGUCAGAGAAACAGGGAAAUAGCACGAAAACAUGAGAGAGUCGCCGAGAGACGAGGAGGGCGCAGAGAAAAAUAACAAUUCACGAAAAACGGAGUAUAAUGUCAUUUUCCAGCUUAAAAAUUGAAAAUCAUGCAUUUUUCGCAGAUUUCAGAAAUAAUUUCAACUUUUUUUGAGCUUCAAAAAAUAUUUUCAGACCGCUGUAACGACGAUUGACUUCAGUGAAGACUCCAAUCAACUUCCAUUUGAGGUUUUCAAUCAAAAAAUCAAGUAUUUUUAUGGUUAUUUCAUAGGGGACGAUAAUUUCGUCGGAUAAUGAAGAAUUUUCCACCGUCACGGCAACUCUUCCACAUAGAACUUCUACGGCAGGUAAGAUAGGAAUUUGUGCGAUGGAGCGCAGUUAGCAGAGUCUUUGGUGGUACAAAUGAAUGAAAAUUAAGAGGAUCAUCUAUUUUUGGACGUUUUCUGUUCAAAAAGGUAAAAAUUGGUUUCAAAGGUACUGAUUGGCUUGACAAAUGGGAUAAUAUCAAAAAUCAAUGAGGUAGAAACAAAUGAAUAAAUAUUUUUUCUCUUAAAAGGUGGAAAUUUGAUUUUAAAGGUACUGAUUGAUUUGAAAACUCCAGAGUAUCAAAAUUUAAAGGAUGAGGUACAAAAAGAAAAAAAAUCGCGUGAAUUUUCUCUUUUUUUGGAUUUUCUAUUGAAAACGGCGAGUUCUAGAAAGCGCAUUUCAAGUGUUGAUGAAUGGAAUAAAUCGGAAUUAAUGAUCGAUUUUUGAUUUUUUCGAAUCUUCAGCUUCUCGCCCUCAAAUCGUCACCACCACUACGGCCAGCAGCUUCGCAGCCGCCAAUAUGCCCCAAAGCCCGAUAGUUGAGGUCCCUGUUUCGAGUCUUUUUUAAAAAUAAAGAAAACUGAAUGAAAAUAGUUUUCGAAAGGUGUGUGUUCAAUUUUUAAUGAUGACGUCCUAAGCAGUGGUUUUUCUGAAUGGAUUGACGUCAUUAGGGAGAUUUCCAUGUUUAUGACAACAUUUGAGGGAAUUUGUUGCUCAUGUUAGAGUGAAAUGCCGUUGGUAUGGUAUUUUUUAUAACUUGUGACGUCAUUAUUAAGAAAUUUUCAGUAUAAUGACGUCAUAGUAAUCGAAAUAGCUUCUUCAAUCGAAUGACGUCAUCAAGAAAAAUUUUUGAUGACGUCAUUUGAUUGAAUUUAUAGCUCAUAGUAGAGUAUUGAAAUGAUUUUUCUAGGGUUCUAUACGAAAUUUAUGACGUCAUUAAAUAAUAAUUUAUUUUCAAUCGAAUGACGUCAUUAAUUUGUUUGAAGGAUGACGUCACUAGAGCAGCUUUUUUAAUUUAAUGACGUCAUUGAGGACAAUUUUUCCAGUUGAUGACGUCAUCAGAGCGUAUUUACAGUUUAUAAUAGAGUAAUAUGUUGUUUCUAAGAUGCUUUCUGGAACCUAUGACGUCAUUAAAAAAAGACUUUUAGCCCAAUGACGUCAUAAAAAUUUUUUUUUUAAAGGAUGACGUCACUAGAGUAGAUUUUUGAAUUAAAUGACGUCAUUUAAGCAUUUUUAUAGCUCAUAGUAGAGCAAUAUUCUUUUCUUGUAGUACUAUACGAGCCGAUCGACGUCAUCAAAUUUUUGGAAAAUGACGUCAUUUAGAAAAAUUCUUCAAAUUUAUGACGUCAUUAGAGCGGAUUCAAAGUAGAUUAAUAUGUAGUUUCAUGAUGCUUUUGAAAAAUUACAAAAGGGAGUUUCCCGUUUAAUGACGUCAACCAAUUCUCGAAUGAUGACGUCACUAGAGUAGCUUUUCCAAUUGAAUGACGUCAUUCAAGCGUAUUUAUAGUUCUCAUUAGAGUACGAUGCUCUUUCUAAGAAACUUAUGACGUCAUCAAAAAGAUUUUUCAGUCGAAUGACGUCACUCCCCGGCCACACAUUCCGACGCUCGAAGAGCUUUCUUUCAAAACGAAGAAACCCCUGAUUGAGGUUUUCAUUUCUUUUUGGAACUCAUUUUUCAUUUUCAGGAUCAUAGGAUCUAAUAUUCUUGAUAAAUUUGUGAAGAAAAUUUGAAAAUUCCAGGUCCAACCAGCCCGGAUUCCGCCUCACAUCGGCGUCGUCUCAUUGAGCUCCGAAGAAGAUGACGUCACGACUUCCAGGGGUUCGAAAAUCAAUAAUUCCCCUUUUUUUUGUACCUCCCAUCCCUUUAGUGACCACUCAGCCCUCAAAAACCACAGCGGCUCCCACCACGAAAACGACGACGACUGAGCCGAUUACGGUAGCUUUUUAUUUAACUUUUUGGAGUGUUUGAAUGGAUUGCUGUGUGCCAAUGCAUGUUUUGAACGGAUAUGAGAAAAAAGCCUCGGAAAAAAUAGCGCCGCGGAAUAUUAGCCGAAGAAUUUGAGUCAUUUGCGCUCCAUUGAGAAAUAGCAGUGAUUCUUAACUUCAAAAAAAAAAUCCUACGUAAAUCGCACCGAAACGAAAACAAAGAGGUUGAAAAAUUGAAUUGCUCUUCAUCUUUGUGGCUUGUGCGCUCCAUUGAGAAAAUAGACGAAUUUUCGCUUUUUCAAAACUUUUUUCUGUUCAAGGCUAUUGUUCUUGCGCUAUUUUUACCGAGGCUGUUUUUUCUCACAUCCAACACCCUUUGUAGAUCACCAUUCCACUUCCGGAAAGCGACGAAGAACGGACGACGUCAUCUGAAGUUGUCGUCGUGACGAAGCCGAAGCCGACCUCCUUCGGCGAGGCCAACAUGAUGCCCAAGGAGAAGAUGAAGACCUGGGAGACGUCUUCAGAAGAGCCUGGGGAAGAGAAGAAGCAGCAGAAGUGGCACGUCCUGGAGACAACGGUGACGUCAUCGACAUCGACGACGACCUCAAAACCGACCGUCGCCCACACGAUGGCCACGAUCGCCUUCACAAAAUCCACUGAGGAGUACACUGAGUCGGACGAGCUCCGCGAGCAGCUCCCCAACCUGCCGACGACCUCAAAAGAAGCCCCGCCCCACGUCACCGUGACGUCAUCCGAAUCGCGUGACAUCACUGCACCCACUAACCCAACGCCAUUGGUUCGAGUUGCCUUUCCAAAUUUUUGUUGAACGGAAAUGACGUCAUCGAAGAUUAAAAGUAAUAAAAUGACGUCACUGAAGCAGAUUUCAAUCAAAUAACGUCAUCAAAAAUUUCAGUCAAAUGAAGUCAUCAAUAAAUGACGUCAUUUGGCUUGUUUUUAACUUCUAUGACAAACUUCAAUCAAAUGACGUCAUUUGGCUUGUUUUUAACUUCUAUGACGUCAUAGUCUUUAUUUUUAGUUAAGACGAUUCGAAGCUCGAAAAAUAAAAAAAUAUGAAAAACUUUUGAAGGUUCCCUUGAUGAGGAUACUAAUUUUUAGCUUGGCUAAGCGUCACAAUGGAGGACAGUGAUGAUCAGAAAAGAGCUGGAGAUCAAAAAGGGGCGUGGCCAACCAAUUAGGGUCAUCUUUUAAGUAUCCGGUUUCAUUGGUAAAAUCGAUAUUCAAAUCUGAUUUAAUUCGAAAAAUUCGGAAACGUUGCUGCAACGAACAGUUCCAUGUUAUUGGUUGGCCACGCCCCUUUUUGAAUUGAUUUUUUUAACCUACUUUUUAUUUUCAUUCACCUUUUCCUGAGCUCAUGUCUAGGAGGAUAAAAUUAGCGAAAUAGUGUGCAAAAAAGGAGGUUCAGACAUUGGUAUAGGGAAACACCGCAUUUGGAAUGGCUACACCUAGGACAAGAUGAAAAAGCCAUUCCAAAUGCGGCCUGAAAGAGACGGAGAGAAAGCUUUUUUUUGAAAAUUCAUUAGUUCAAUUUUUUAUUUACAAACUUGAACGGAAAUUGAUACGUUUUGUAUUUUGCAAAUAGAGAAAUGUAGUGAAAUUCAAUAAAAAUAAAAGAUAUGAAACGUCUUUUUUGAGCCUAUUCAUUCAAAAUUUGAAGGUGAUAUUCAGAAUCUUGAAAAAUAUCCUAUUUCCUGAAUCAUGUGUACAAAUUGAACAUAAGACAUGACGAAUUUGCAGAAAUCGUCGAAAAAACCGGAAACUCAACAGGAGAUCCAACCCCUGCCUGACUCGAUCGUCGUUAAUAAUGGUUUUAAAAUUUCGAAAAAUCGAUAAUAAUUGUCCUUUUCAAGAGCCCUGCCCCACCCCCAACGAUCCUUCGGAUCGAAAUCGAACCGAUGUCCUAUUCCUUCUCGAUUCCUCGAACGCCUUCACCGAACAAAAGUUCUCCAGAGCCAUCGAUCUCAUCGUCGACACCGUCGAACAUUUCAAUAAUAUUGGCCCCAACGGGGUUCAGGUACGGUUUCUAGAAGGUUUGAAAAAAAGAAAAAUCGAGAAAAGCUCAAAAAUAAGGAACUGAGAAAUUUUGAGAAAGAAGACUGUCGAAAAAAUAUAGUCUGUUCAGAUUUUGUAUGUCAAGUCGUCGCUCAAGCUCCGCCCAUAAUGGUGCGAUGGACCAAUCAGAGAGCGAGCCAUCCACAGAGUGUUUUUGAAUGACGUCAUUGCACUUGACAUUUAAAAUCUGAACAGACUAUAAAUAUAGGGCCAAUUUUAGCAGCUUUUUCGUACUCUGAUUCUUGCUAAGGAACGCCAGAAUGGUCCCUGAAGGGAUGAGGCGAAAUAACAGCCUCUCAAGGGGUUAAGUUCAGAUGGUGCGGGUAGGGAAAAAAAGUGCCCUCUCGAGGGGUCCCUGUAAGGUUUUAGAGACUACUAAGAUGCUCAAGCUUAAGUGGUCCCCAUAGGGGUCUUUAGAAAAUGAGACCUUCAAAAAAAAUUUAUCGACUAUUCCCCUGUUGACAUUUUUCCAUUCAAAAAACGCAAAUUCAAUGAAUUUUUUCAUGGAAAUGACUUUUCCAAUGGAAUUCAUGAUAUUAAACUACUAGAAUGCUUUCAUUAAAGAGGCUCUAUCUAAAAACACUUAAGUGGUCACUUUUGGAAACUAUGGCUAAUGUAGAAUAGUUUACGGAGGAUAAGCUUCAAAGGCCCGUUAGCUUGCCCCUAUAGGGACCACUCUGGCGUUCCUGAGUAACUUUUGGGUUUUAUUGAGUUCAGGUUGAGCUUUAUAAAAUAAUGGCCGAAAAAUAAAGAAAAAAAGGGCAAAAAAUGAUAGAAAAAGAAUUUUUGAGAGACGAUUGAAAAAAGGAACCGAGAAGGAUUCUUGGAAGCUUUUUUUCAAAAAAAAAAACAGUAAAAAAAGAAAAGAUUCCAGGUCUCGUUGGUACAGUACAACGACGAACCGUACCUCGAAUUUUCGCUCCGAAAGCACGUCUGCAAGAAAUUCCUGAUCGACGACAUCAUUGAUACGGAGUACAUGGCUGGCGGCAGUCAAUUGGGAAAAGCCCUGUCGAAAGUCUCCCAGUUCGCUUUCACCAAGAAAAGGGUGGGUUUCGAAGGUCCCAGUGGAUUCAAGGCAGAAAAAGGCCGCCAAGUGCGCUCUAUUGAUAAUAGAACUAUCUGAAGUAAUUUAGUAUUUUCUGUAGCUAAAUUGUAAGAAAGGUCUUUUUAAUGAUAAUAUCAACUCUCCCAGUUUUUUACCAAAAAAGAGUAGGUUUCGGAGAGAUUAAAAGAUUUUUCGAGUGGUUUCAAGGCAGAAAAAGGCCUCAAAGUGCGCUCUAUUGAUAAUAGAACUAUCUGAGAUGGUAAUUUGAUAUUUUCUGUAGUAAAUUUGUUAGGCAGGUUUUUUAAAAGAUAGUUUCAAUUUUUUCUAAGUCUUCCAGGUCUCUUUUAUCGAAAAAGGGUAUAUUUGGAUAAAUUUUAAAAAGGUUUUUUUAAGGGAUUUAAGGUAGAAAAAUGCUUCCAAGUACGCUCUAUUGAUAAUAAAACUGACUGAGGUCGUAACUUGAUAUAUUUUUCUGUAGCUAAUUUAUAAAAAGAUCUCUUUUAAAUAAUAAUUUAAAUUUUUUUUCUAAGUCUUCCAGAUCUCUUUUAUCGAAAAAAAGAGAAGGUUUCGGAGAGACUAAAAGAUUUUUCUAGUGGUUUCAAGGCAGAAAAUGGGCUCAAAGUGCGCUCUAUCGAUAAAAGAACUAUCUGAGAUGGUAGUUUGAUAUUUUCUGUAGCAAAUUUGUUAGGCAGUUCUUUUUAAUGAUAAUUUCAACUCUGCCAGUUUUUUACCAAAAAAUAGUGAGUUUCGGAAAGAUUAAAAGAUUUUUCCAGUGGUUUCAAGGCAGAAAAAGGCCGCCAAGUGCGCUCUAUUGCUAAUAGAACUAUCUAAGGUCGUUACUUGAUAUCUAUCAAAACUAUUUUUAACGGCAAACUCCAGAAUUUUCUGAAACUUUGCUCGAAUAUUUCAUUCCCUAGCUACUUGGACCUAGGUAACGAUAACGUGCUCCGAAAGUUUGUGAGCGAUUCAAGAGAUCACUAAAGGGAGUACUAAAGACGCUACUAAAGUGGCCAAUAGGAAUGCCCAGACACGUCCGAUUCGCGUUGCCAAGGUACGAGUAGCAUUUUUUUAAAACUUUUAAAAUUUGAAUAUUUUUUGAAGGCUUCCACGUGUUGAAGUUUCUUCGAACUUAAAAAAACGGAGUUUUUCAUAUUUUAAUUUUAUUUCAAGUUUCAUUCUGUGAUUUUCUGAAUAUUUUCUCGAAUUCAACGGAAUUUAUUUGAGAGUCGGGAAGAGAGAAAUUUCGUAGAAAAAUCAGUUUUUCUUUCCUUUUUUGCUCUGUUGAAUCUAAAAAAAGCUUAUUUUUGAAGACGUCAAAUAAUUUUCAGGGCGAUCGACCAGACGCUGAGAAUAUUCUCAUCAUUGUGACUGAUGGCCAAACGGAUGACAGGGUUCAAGAACCUGUUCAGGUGAUUUUUCUUAAAAUAGACUUGAAAAUUUUGUCAAGCUCCCCACUCUAGCUGAUUCACGGCUGGCUUGAGCCAUCGAAAAAAUGGUCCUGACACGAUAAUGUACGAGAUAGCGCCUGGCUCGUGGAGAGCGCAGACGGGAUACGCCCUCUUACAGCGUCCCAAGCUAGCCUUGAACCAUCUAUAGUCCAUUCACCGCGACUUGAAAGUUUUCGAGUGUCUGCGUCUCUCUGUUCUCUCGCCGGUGGGGAAUAGGAAAAUAGCACGGCAAUAUGAGAGGGUCACCGAGAGACGAGGAGGGCACAGAGAAAUCGCCAGAAUAUAUCUUUUUUAAAUUAAAGUUCAGAAUGCACGAAGAUACCAGUAGUACAAAUUUUAAAUGUUCUCUCAGAUGAACAGCUGGAGAAACUGUAAAGUUAAAAAAAAAAAUAGUCCCUUUAUCGAGUCCUCCAUUUUUUUCUGGGAUUUUUAACUCUAACCGUCAAAAAAACUCUUCUAUUAUACUUCAGCAGAAAAAUCUUCUUUGAAAAAUUGUAUAAAUGUGUAAAUUUUUUUAAAUUUGCUAGGCUACAAGGCUAAGCUACACAGAUCCGUCAGAAAAGAUACGAAAAAACCCCCUUUUUUGAUCACGACUUUCUUGUAUGGAGUUUGGUCUUUCUGGAACCUUUUGGAGUUGUGGUGACUGAUGUUUUUAACACUCAGGUGGAAUUUCAACUCACAGAAGAAAAAUCCAGCGUUAUAGAGCUUCAAAAAGAUUCAGCCUUAUAAAAAUAAUUUGGGACUUUUUUUCGAAUCUUUUCUGAAUCAAAACUUCUCACAAGCUUCAAAAUUCUUCUCCAGGGUCCUAAAAAUUCAAAAACAUCUGGAAGUUUUCAUAAAUCUUCUCCAAAGCCUAAUUGAAUCCUUCAGGAACUGCAACUCUCCAAUUCUUACUAAAAACCUAUUUCGAAUUAAAAAUUUCCAGUGAAGGCUCUGAACCCUCAAGUGGUCCCUAUCAACUCAAGAAGUAGCUCAAAAAUCUUAAAGUUCGGUUUUUUCUCUUUCAAAACAUCGUUUCGACCUAAUUGUUAAUUUUCCAUCACUAAACCGCUGAAAAAAUGUCUCUCAAAGUUAUAUCAAACGUUUGAAACGUAUACAUUUCUAGUCAUUAUCAGAUCAAAGUGAAGUUUGAAACCUCCAAGUGAUCACUUGGAAAGUUCUUUCAAGUUGAUCAAGCUAGAUAUAUAUACCUUGUCAAAUUUUGCGAUAUAACUUUAAGAAAAUUUUUCAUCGUUGAUUGAUUGCAAAAUAACAAUUGAUUCGGAACGAUGUUUUGAAAGAGAAAAACCUAACUUUAAGAUUUUUGAGCUACUACUUGAGUUGAUAGUGACGACUUGAAAGUUUAGAGCCUCCCACUGGAAAUUCAUUCUUUGAAAUAGGUUUUUAGUGAGAAUUGUAAGGUUGCAAGUUCAGGAGAAGCUCAAAAUUCUCAAGUGACCUUUAGCCUUUCCGACUUGGUUAUAGGUCUAUUUUUAAGCGGGAAAGAUCGCUUCAAAAAAUACUUGUGAGAUUUUAUAGAGGAAAAUAGUAAUAAAACUAAAAUAGCCUCAAUUUUGAUCUAAAUUGAAAACUGAAUGGUAUUGAAACCUUCUGGCCGCAUGCAGAAUGGCUCGAAGCGUUGCGGUUGCGUUGCGGUCUGAGCUGUGAUUUCAAAAUUUGCACUGGCACUUUGAAAGUAAUCAGAGCUUUAAAAAAAAAAACAAACAAACGAAAAGACGUUACGGUUUAAGCCAUUCCCAGUGCGACCAAAGAAAGUUCCCUUUCACUGUAGCCCCUCUUGUUUCGAGUUCAGUAGCUAUAAGUUUGAAUUAUGACAAUUCAGACUGAAGCAAUUUUUCCAGCUAGCCAAGGGAUUCCCUGAAUGAUUUUUGCUUGUUUUGAUUUUUGUCAAUUCUCUCGAAACUUGAGAUAUAAUGCUAUCAAAGAAGCUUAUUUUACCUGAGAUUUUCCUGAAAAUUGGCCGGAGGAAUGAGGUCCUGAAAGUCUCACCCAAGUUUUUGAGAAAGGACACCAUUUCAGAAAACUCUCAUAACCCGUUGAAAUGAGCCGUUUUGAGGCUCUGGGCCCAAACUAGUUAUUUUUGCAGGUUGAGGCUUUUAGAAUCUUCUGGCCAAAUCUUCAACCUCAUAAAGCUCAUAAAAAAAGACAUCCCUUGUGAAAAGAUUUCAUUUGAACUUUUCCAGCUGGCCAAGGAGAACGGAGCGACGGUUCUGGUCAUCUCGACACUAAAAGCCGACAAGAACUACGUCUCCGAACUCGCCGCCCACCGCGCCGACAACCUUUUCGCCUUGGACGAUGAACCUCAUCAACAACUCGCCGAGAAGAUCGCCAGACGUAUUGCUCAUGUCAGCGGUGGUGGAGCUGGUCCAGCUCCAAGUGCAGAACCUGAAAAAAUCGCCACAACAACGGUGAUGCCUGGAAGAGCGGAUAAUAAGCUCGUCCAGGGUGAGUUUUGAGAGUUGAAACUUGCAAAAUGUAUCAAGUGGCCUCUUGAGGGUUUUAGCUUUUCCUUGACUUGAAUAACUUGAAAGAAGAUUUAUAGUGACAACUUGAGGGUUUUGCUAGGCUUUAUUUACAUUGGAGAAGUUUCGAAGUGAUCACUUAAGGGUUUUUAGAUUCUCCUGAGGUUCACGUACUUCAAAGAAGCUUUUAAGUGAUCGCUUGAGUUUUGACCUUUUCCUGAACUUGUUGAACUCCAAAGAGAGACAUGGUGACAACUUAUAAUUCUAGCUCGAUUGACUUGAAAGAACUUUCCAAGUGAUCACUUGGAGGUUUCAAACUUCACUUUGAUCUGAAAAUGACUAGAAUUAUAUACGUUCCAAACGUUUGAUAUAACUUUGAGAGACAUUUUUUCAUCGUUUCAGUGUAACGGUGUUUUGAAAGAGAAAAAACCUAACUUUAAGAUUUUGAGCUACUUUUUGUGUUGAUAGUGACCACUUGAGGGUUCAGAGUCUCCUACUGGAAAUAUUUAAUUCGAAAUAGGUUUUUAGUGAGAAUGGGGCAGUUGCAGAUAUUGAAGAGUUUGGUUUGGCUUCGGAGAAGAUUUAUGAAAACUUCCAGAUUUUUUUGAAUGUUUAGGAUUCUGGAGAAGGGUUGUGAAGUUUGUGAGAAAUUUUUGAUUUACAGUACCGUCAGAAAAGAUUCGAAAAAAAACUCAAAAAUUCCUCACAAGGCUCAGUCUUUUUGAAGCCAUAUAACGCUGGGUUUUUCUUCUGUGAAUCGAAGUUCCACCUGAGUGUUACAAAGGACAGUCAUUCCAACUCCAGAAGGUUUCAGGAAGAUCAAACUCCAUACAAGAAAGUUGAGAUAAGAAAAGGGGUUUUUAGUGUCUUUUCUGACGGUAUACUUUGUACCUUACCCUUGUAGCUUAGCAAAUUUGAAAAUUUACACAUUUAUGCAGCCUUCAAAUAAGAUUCUCGCUGAAUAAUGGUAUAAUAGAAGAUUUUUUUUGACGGUUCGAGAAACUGUCGUUGAUCACGAACGGUGCGUAGAACAUCUAGACCUUCUUGUGAUUGUAGCGGACGAUUUUCACUGCUUUUACAUGCCUUGUACCCCCAGCCCUGUAGCUCGGAUUAAUUCUUUUAUUCGUCUAGAAAAUCCACCAAGACCCGCUGCCGUCGAAUCCAAUGGAAUUGUUCAUCUACAGUGUGUUGCUGGUGGUUUCAAGGUUUUUUUUCCCCCCCUCAGCAUUUUUAAUGAUUCACAGAUCAACCUGACGCCCCCGGCAGGAUUCAAAGGAUUGGCGGCCGUGAAAGGCUACGCAGAUGUGCCCCAGUGCAAAACGGUCGGUUCUUGAAUGGUUUUUGGCGAAUUUUGAGAUGAGUUUUUUUGAUGUAUUUUCUAUAAGAAUUUAAGAAAAAUGGGAUAAUUUUGAGUCAUUUUUGAGUUUUUAUGAAAUCAUUGAACAUAGGCAAAGUCGAAAAGGGUGCAAAAAAGGGUUCAUAGAAAUUUUCCUUUUAAGGUGACGAAGGUUCCUUUUUUGCUGCCUUUUUGCGCCAUUUAAUCGGCUUUUAUGCACCAUUUUUGCAGCCUCCCCCUUUUUCCACCUAUUCUUGAGCCUCUAAAAUCCGAGAAAAAGGGGAAGGAUUCAUUUUGUUGCCUUUUUGCUGCCUUUUUUGCGGCCUUUUUUGCGGCCUUUUUGCUGCCUUUUUGAGGCUUUUUUGCGGCCAUUUUGCUGCCUUUCUGCGACCUUUCUGCUGCCUUUCUGCGGCCUUUUUGCUGCCUUUCUGUGACCUUUUUUUCGCCUUUUUGCUUCCUCUUUUUUCAUUUGAAAAUACAGGGUAAAAGAUCAUUCAAUUUCAGUGUGAAGUGUAAAGAAAAAAUUGAAUUAAAUCAAAAGAGUUUUUUUAAUUUUCCAGUAUGAAGGCUUACGUUUCAUUGGAAGGUUCUCUAAUUUUUUUCUCAAAAAUUAUUUUUUUCAGUUUUUUAAAAUUAUAAACAUAUCCUUUUCUAUCAUGUAGAGUCCAAAAAAAUGAUAACUAAACAUUUUUUUCAGACGGUUUCACAAAAUGGCAACACCAGCUUAUUCGUGGCGAAUGAGGAAUGUGGCGUGACUCAAGUCAAAUCGGUAAUAUUUUAAAAAAUUACCCUAAUUGAACACACCCCACCCCCUCUAAAAAAAUGGGUCUCGAAACGAAGAGCUGAAGAAAAGAAGUUGGAAUUCUCAAAACUAUGGGCUGAACUGACUGAAAUACGCCGAAAAACAGUCUUUGAAGGUUCUUAAAAGAUUUUAUUGACACACCGAAAAAAAUUUAGAACAUUAUUUGAUAAAAAAUAAAAAUUUGAAACAACGAAAAAAUUUAAGAAACAUUGAAACACUGAUAAAGCUGUCUUACUGUAAUUCCUAUCAUUAAAAAAAUGAUUUUUUUAUUAAGUUCCAGUUGAAUUUUGAACUGUUUUUAACCGAAUUCCCGAAGUUACUAGCCUUUCUAGGAAGCUUAGAAAUUUCAAAUUUUCAAGUUUUGCUCCCAAAUGACCUUAAUAAAACCCUAAACUGCCCAAAAAUGGGUCCCGAAACGAAGAGGUGAAGAAAAGAUGUUUUAAUAGGUAUAAGAAUGGAAUUUCUUCCCUUCCUGUGGUAGAAAUCAAUAAGGAGCAGCUGGACUUUUUCGAAUUUCCAUCAUUUUAUCACUGAUAAACUUGAAAACUCUUGUUUUACCUGGUGGAAAUCGAUACGAAGCAGCUCCUUUUUCGAAUUUCGAAAUUAAUUUUUUUCUCUAAGUUUCUAAGGUUUUGGGAUAGUUAAUAUCGUAGCAACCAGCGGAUUUUCUUCUCGGGACCUUUUUAUCAGGAAUUUUCCAUUUUGGCAUUUUAUUAAGAUUGUGAAAAAUUUGUAAUACUUGAUUUUUGCAUCAAUCAAUUCAGAACGAGACGAUCUAUUAGAGGAAUUGUAAGUUUUCAAUUUUUUAGAUCUUUCGAACUCGAAAUUUCAAAAAAAACUUCUUUGAAAGAUAUUUUGAAAUACCGUAGUAAUGGAGGUCUACAGGAGCAAUGUUGCUUUUUGCUUUUUUUUUUUUAUAAGGAAUGUCAUAUUUUUUUCUCGAAUUUUAUUAAGAUUAGGAAGAUUUCUUGGGGUUUUAUUUUUGUAUCAAUCGAUUCAGGAUGAGAAGGUCAAUAAAAGACAUUCAGAUUUUUUUGAUUUUUCUGAUUAUCAAACUUUAAAAUUUGAAAAGAAAGGAAAUUUUGAAAUACCGUAGUAAUGGAGGUGUACAAGGGCGAAGUCACUUUUUUUCAUUUUUUUAUUAUAAAUUUCAUAUUUUUUUCCACAUUUUAUUAAAGUUGCGAAGAAUUUUUCAAUACUUGAUUUUUGCAUUUAUCGAUUCGGAAAGAAGAGGUCUUCUAGGGAUUUUUAUAUAUUUUCUUUUUUUUAAUUUUUUUGAAUAUUUUAGGUUUUUCCUCUAAAAAAACGGAGAUGUAGAUUUCAGGCUUUUUAAUUUUUUUGUAAUUUUUUUCCUAAAGCUUCACAGUAUUUCAAUAGAAACGACUGACCUUCAACUUAAAGGUCAUAUUCCAUUUUUUUUUCUCAAAUUUUCGGUUGAUUUUCCUAAAGAUAGCUUACAAAUUUAUGCAUUUAUGGAAAUGAAAAUGAAUUCUUCCAUGAUUUUUCCGGAUUUUUAUGAUCCUCUGGAAUACUUUCACAUUUUGAGUAGAUAUUCCAAGACUUACCCGAGUUUUUGCUGUAUUUUCAAGGUGUCUCAGAACUAUUGAAAGUUCUACAUCGAGACCCAUUCAAAAAGGUUCGACUUCCUGUAAAGUUUGAAAAAUGAGCGUUAAGAAAAGCGAACUGUAAAAGAAUAACAGAAAAUGACGUCCGUAAAUUGAUUUAAUAUAUGUUUUACAGCUGGAUCCGCGAGGACUGAAUUCCUCAUUGGUUCUGCAUCUUCUGCACGACGAAAAGCUGGUGACUGGAGAGGACCGAGCCUACCUUCUCCAAUGCUUCAUCGGCCUUCCCGACGAGGCCGAACUUUCCACCAACUUGGAUAUUUCUCAAAGGUUUGGAUUUUUUUUUUUGAAUUAGGCUACAAACUUUCAGAAAUAUCCCUUCAAAGCAUCAUUUUCUCGUUUCACAUUUUUUUUUUCUUCACAAGCCUGAUUAAAAAGUUUUUUAUCAAUCUUCCAAGGAGUCAUAGUUCUUAACUACAUUGCUCGAUUUUUUUGUUUCAUACAUUCUAUAAAAAUUUUUUUAACGUAUCGACUUUUUUUUCCAUCCUUUAGUGAGCUCACAAUCGCCGAGACAAUCUCUCUGAGCUCGAUUCCACCGACAUGUUCCUACUCGAUCCGCGGAAACUCGCCCAACGGCCCCGUCGUCAAAGAAGCCGUCGUCGGACAGACUAUCUAUCAUCGAUGGGAUUGCGAUGGCAAUAAAGGUAGGUCAGAAAUAAAGUUAUGGAGCUUGACUGGUUGAAAUCGGUCAGAAAAACAAGCUCUAAACUUUCUAUGCGCGGCGGUUUUGUUAGUGGAAAAAAAUGCGGAACCAAGAAAAAAACGGUGGCCGGAGCCAAAAUAUCCACCACCGUUCCCACGUGACGUCAUUAUAACACGGCAUAUUAAAGGCGCAGACCGCCGUAUUGCCACAGGUCUUUGAGACGAAUCGAAAUUCCUCUAGAUAAACGCAAUUUUCUGCGCGAAAGCGGCGCAGUGUAUGCACACGACACACGACACUUUACGGAGUAAAAGUGGGCGUGUAUGGAGGGUCAUUAUUUGAAGAAAGAUUACUGAAAGUAUCCUGAAAAUUCAACUGUCCCAGAAACGAACAACGUCUACGGUAUCCAAAUCCACAGUUGCUAUGCGAGCGAUGAUGUCGAGCGCCGAUUUGCUUUCCUCGAUUCUCGAGGGUUUGUUCGCCCCAUCGCACUUUGAUUUUCUGAUUUAUCUCUAGCUGCUCUUCGGAUUUGGCCAUCCUUUCCGAUCCAACUUAUUCCGAUGACACCUUGUCGGCCUAUGCUGUCAGCCACGUUUUCAAUAUCGGAGUUUUUAGAAAAUUCCCUGACCUCAAGAAAUGUAUACUUUAAGGACGCAGAAUCACUCAAAUUCGUGUGCAAGUUGAGCCUCUGUACGCGUGAUGGAGAUGGUUGUGAAGGGGUUACGGUAGGUGAUUUUCAAGGGCUACUGUAUGGUUGACUUGUGCAGCCACCGUCUUGUGGCGCCAAUCAGACCGAUCUGCUGCUGACCAGGAGGUUGAUAAGGCAUCAGAACUCGGCCGUUGAAGGUGAGAAAAUUCGAGAAAAUCAGAGAUUUUUUUUUGAUAUUUCACUUCCGAAGAGGAGUUAGUAGUUCCAGAACCAGUUUUUAAAUGUUUUUAUAAUUCCAGAAGCCCUAACGUCGGCCCUCUCGACAAAAGUAGGCGUCGCGAAUCGUGACGACGGCGAUGGUCUUCUGGCCUCGAUGAUCGGAAACAAAGUUUUCUGGAUCAUCGCCGCCGCUGCCUUGGUUUCCACCGUUGCUAUUGGUUUGGGAUUUUCGAGUUUCUUGAAGAAAUUUGACCUGUUGGGUCAGAAAUGAGCGGUUUUUUCGGAGCUCAGUUCACUAUGAAAAUAUGAAAAAAAGAAACUUUCCGGAUAAUUUUAAACGAAUAACGCGUCCAUUUUGAACCAAAAUCACUUUAGACACGGCUUUAGUUCUCUAUAAACAUAUAAAAAAUACAUAGAUCCAAAAAGAUUUCUCCAAUUUCAAGUAAUUAUUUUCCACUCUUUAUUCUAUUCUUCAAUUACGAAGAAGUAUUCAAGGAUUGCAGGAUUUUUUUCUUUUCUAUAACGAAUAUUCAUGCGAAAAAAAGGACGUUUUAGUGGCCACUAUAGUGACUGAAAUUGAACGCCCUCUUUGAAAAACUAACUACUAGACCAAUAAAACGACUAUAGUGGUCACUGAGACGCAUGAUAGUGGCUUAUAUAGAGGUGCUUUAAGAGGCUACUUCAGGGUCCUCUCCGAGUAGUCCUUGGGGAAGCUCUUAAGUGACAACUCGGGGUUUUCCAUUUUUCUCUUAAGGGACCACUCGGGGUUUUCCAUAAAACCUUUGAAUUUUCAUGAUUUUUUUCGAAUCGUUGAAAAAAAAAGGUUUCCAGCGAUAAUGGCCAAGUACCCGGGAACCUCUGACGCUUCCUCAACAACCACUGGACCUUCUUCGAUUAGUGAUCUGCAGGUAUUUACAAAAUCUCGAAGUAUUUGAUUGUUUUUAUCCUAAUUAGUACCACAGAUACGUGUAUUAUAGGAAAAAGACCCAUUUUUCCUGAAAUAUUGGGCUUUUUUUCUAUUUUAUAGGUUUUUUUAUUCGGUUGUCACCUUGAGUUAGAACAUAUUUAAGAGCAUUUGAAAAUUUUUUAUUGGUUUUUAUUCAGUCGGGAAAUUAAUUGGAGCACUUUUUGAUCCACGAAAAAUGUUCAGUUAUAGCUGAUUCACGGCUGGCUUGAGCCAUCGAAAAAAUGGGUCCUGACACGAUAAUGCACGAAAUAACGCCAGGCUCGGAGAGAGUGCAGACAAGACACGCCCCCUUCGUGUCCUGAGCUGGCCAUGAGUCAGCUAUAACCUCGAUCUUGUUAAAAGUAGCAGAUUUUCCAUGAAAAUGACCUUGGUUUACCGAAAUAGUGGGCAAAAAUGAGAGAUUUUACAGUAAAUUGAGAAUUUUCCCUGCAAGACCUCUUUUAUCAAUAAAUAGUUCAAUUUUUCCAAUACAUAUCCUUUAAUAAACUUUUCAGAACCCAAAUCGACCACCAACGGUAAGAAAUUCAUUGUUAAAAGCUUUUUUUGAAUUUAUCGACUUAUAAAUAGAUUUAGUUCAAAAUAACCCUUUUUUUACUUAUUCCAACAUUUUUCUCUCAAAAAAUAACAUCGCUUUGAAACUAAUGUCCCCUGGAAAAAUAAUUGAUAGAUAAUCGAUUAUUUUUUUCUAAUAAUAGUUUUAAUAUAGUUAUCCAACCUAAUCAACCUGAUAAUUCUUCGGAAAAUGUCAUUUCCAAAACAAAAAAUGAUUUUUUCAGGAAAUAGCCUCGCUGAACUCGCUGGACGUGUCGGACGUGCAGAGAAAUGAAGGAUUUUCACAAUUUUUGACGACUUUUGAUCGUUCUCGUUAUGUUUGAAACCUCUUUUAUUACUUGUAUUUUUGUGCCGAAAAUUCAAAUUUUUUCACUUUUGGCGCCAUUUUUCCCCAUUUUCCAACUCCAAACUGGUCUCAUUUUGCCUACAUUUCGUCUUUCUUCCUGUCUCCUUGCCAUCAAUCUCACAAAUUUCUGUAUAUUUCGUCCUUCUUCGUGUUAUUUAUAAUAAUUUGUUCUGUGUUAAUUUUUUUUAAAAGUCGAUAUAAAUAUUUUCCUAAUAAGUUGUUUGAAAUGAUUUUUUGUCGGGUACGAUUGAUACUUUUUCAAAACAACUUUUCCAGAUUUGCAGGAAAUGUCAAAUGAUCAUCGGAUCAUGGAAUCUUUCUCAAAGACUUUUUAAGCUUUUAGUUUUCUUUUAAAUUUAAAAAUUAUGGCAAAAGGGUUCAUUACAUUCUGGAGCACGGUAUUCAAACGAAAAACUACACCGGACAUGACAUAAGGAGAUUAUUGAUUUCAUUAUCACAUCUGUACAGACUAUACAGCUUUCAGCUAGCUGUAAUAAAACGAAAAGAAAAAUAAAUAAAAUGACGCCUUUUUAGAAAAAAUAUUACUGUAUGCAGUGAUUCCGCAAAUUUGUAAUUCACACUCUGCAUGCAUGCGCGUUCGAAAUUACGAAAAAUAGUUUGUCUAAAAAAAUCUUUUUUUAUUUUCAAUUUCGGGAAAUUGCUGCAUUUAAUUUUUUUCAAGCCUGUUUUUUUACAAAAAAUUUAUGAUUCUUGACCUUAUGUGGAUUAAUUUGAGUUGUAACGCACGUGAGUGAUAUACAUUUCGAAACAGAUUUAAAAAAAGUAAAUAAUACAUUUUGAUGUUAUUAAUUUUUUUAAAAGAAAAAUGAGGUGCAGAGGUAAAAUCAGACUUCAACCAAUAAAAGAUCAUACGCCGAAAGUUUUGACCUCUACAGAACCCCGGCCAGUUUGCGGUCGCGCCAAAACAAUUGUCAUCAUUUUUGCCGUCGUCCCAUCGAUUUUUUCUAUUUUUGUACUACUUUUUCGUAUAUUUUGACGUGAUUUGUGUUUUUUAAAUGUUUCUCAACACUUAUUAUUGCCUGAAAUUCAAAUUUAGAAUAGAUUAUGAUCAAAAAAGUUAUUUUGAAAUGUAGAUUCACUAAACUGAUUUUUUAAUGAAAUAUCUCGGUCUAUUCGCGUUUUUUUUACAGGUGAUUUUUUAUUGUCAUUUUUUGUGGCGCUUGGAUAAUCGAAGAAUCUUGUGCUGUAUAUUUGAAAAAAAAUUGCUUUGAAGAUUUUGCGAGUGUCCGGGCAUUGAAUUUUACAAUUACUUGGGAUAUUUUGUCUAUUUUUCAUUUUCUAGAACUCAUGCACGGCGAAGUGACGGCGUCGGUCAUCUACACGCUUCUUCUUGACGUUGGCUUCUUUGUUCGGAUCGGAGUAUGGAACUUCGAAGACUCCAAGGAAACGCUUCAGGUGAUUUUGAAAAAAAUACGUAAACUUUUUCUAAUGAAUCGAAAGUCGUGCCUCUUUCAGAGCACUUACUUGGAAAACGUUUGAAUUCUUUGUUGAUUCUGGAUGAUCUCAAAAAACUUUCAGAUCGGUGGUAACGACGUUCUACUAGAAGAAGUACUAAGAGGAGGGAAGAUCCUUGUCGAGGACGUCGGGGAGAGAUGCUGCUUCGAACCGGAUGACCGAGUUCGUUCGCUUCGAAUCUUCUCCAGCAGAUGUUCAUCUCCAGCUUGACUCGAAGGGUGUGCCUCGUUCAGAGUGACUUCGUGGUUUCCACUCGGCAAACUUGUGAAAUAGCGAUAUUUUGCAAGGUUUUCCCGAGUUGAAAUCCCGGAGUCACUCCGAACGAGGCAUCACUUCGAGGCCAAACUUGCAGUUGCUCGAAAAAAAAAGAAAGUUUUCGGGGUGUACGAGCCCCUUUGCCACCAAAGAACAUAAAUUCUUGAAGAAGCGCGCCAGGAAACGGACGCCACCAGAUCGAUCGUUGGUGACGUCCACACCCGGCGCUGUACUCCAAGAGUCUCUGCAAGUUGGGAGGCAAAUGCUUGGCUGGGAUUCGAACCCGAGUCCCCAGAUCGAGGGACGAGUUGCCUCGCCACUCUACCAAGCCCGCACGCUCGUUCCAUUGUCCUCGGCGCCCCAUACCGCCGCUGGUCCAAGUGUCCGAGUGUCGGCUUGGGUCGAGAGGCGCCGUUCGACCCCCGACUGUAGUUUGACCCGCGGCGCCAAAACAUUGCGUCAUCCUUCCACAGCCUUCCAUGGCCUUCUAGAACUUCUUUUUGCGUCAUUCUUUGCAAUUUUAAUGCUUUUUACAUUGUUUAAUUCAAUUCAAAGCUUUUUAAAUGGUUGAAUGAGUGUAUAGUGCACUUCGAAGCUUCUUCCGUCUUUUAAUUUAUUAUUCAGUGUUAAAUAAUUAGAAUUGAUUGACUUUCAUGACUUUUUGCCAUCGAUUCAGAAGGAAAAAAGAUGGAGGAUUGCAUGUUGUACUACAUGAUAGUGUAUUAUAGUUAAAGCUUGACUUCGUAUGAGUCGUCAUGUAAUCUUGUAUUCUUUGAAAAAGCUUCUUUUUACUUUGUGUUUCUCAUCGCACUUUUUCUAAUUUUCAGAUACAUCUAGAAGGUACUGACGGCGUGGAGAAAGUCGAGCCAAUCCUGGAUUUGAAGAAGUCCAACAAAUAUUACCCUGAAAGGUUUCCAAUUAAAACGAAAGUUCAAAUUUGUUUAUUUUCAUGUUCCGCAGCUCUCCAAUCCGGCUCUUCGAAUGAGAAGAUGAGUUAUCAUUAUGAAAUUAUGAACUAAAUAAUUUUGAAAUCUAUAGAUCCGUCGGAGGGAAAGUAUGAUGGAUUGAAUGAUGAAUGGCAGGAGAGAAUCGGAUUGAACGGCAAUAAAACGGGAAAUCUCAAAGUCAAAGGCACUCAAACAACCUGA
Messenger RNA from Caenorhabditis auriculariae, 28452 nucleotides. Lineage: Eukaryota; Metazoa; Nematoda; Chromadorea; Rhabditida; Rhabditidae. The record is from the annotation of a GenBank genome assembly.